AUUUGAAUACAUGUUUGUGUAGAAACUUUGACAUGGCAGCAAAAACAACAACGAAUCCUCAGGAAAGUUGGAAACUUAGCAAAGUAUACCUCGUGGGCUACAAUGGUACGCAGAUCGUUGGCUGGACAUACAUGCUUUUGCAUACGUUGUGUUAUUUCUUGAAUCGUGGGACCCUAGAUAACCUCUGGAAGGAGAUCAGCUGGAAUCUGGUAAUUUUUCAAAAUGCUGCUGCGUUAGAAGUUCUACACGCGAUAUUGGGAAUUGUACCCACCGGUGUCUUCUUGACGCUCACGCAAGUGACAUCUAGAGUGUUUCUUGUUUGCGGCGUGCUACUUGUGUCAGAUGCAGCAAGAAUAAGCCCUGGCAUAGUGCUUUGUGUGCUUGCGUGGUCAAUCACCGAAAUAAUCCGAUACAGUUAUUAUGUAGCCAACACGAUCGGCCAACCGCCACCGCUGCUGAUGUUACUACGAUACUCAACAUUUUUCCUGCUGUACCCACUUGGAGUCACUGGAGAGUUACUGUGCAUAUAUGACUCUCUGGAGGAUAUUGCUGCCCGUCAGUUUUGGACAGUGCCAGUGCUGUCAUACUACAUUACUAUACCUAGCCAGUACCACAUAAUCUUUAGCAUGUUAUACCAUUACUUCCUUAUUUGUUGGAUGUUACUGUACAUACCUAUGUUCCCGAUGUUAUUUGGACAUAUGAUGCAACAGAGGAAGAAAGUAUUAUCCAAAUUUAUGAACUCAUAUUGAAAAUAAUCGAACUGCGUGUAUAAUGUAUAUACAUAGAUAAUGUUAUUGGUACUAUUUAUUAUGGCUUACGGGAAAUAUGAUUUAAGUUUAGUGUUAAGAGGUUAGUAAGCAAGAAUUUUUACGUAGGUAUAUCUACUUAAUUGAUGUAUUGACUAUUCAAUAAGUAUUUGCUUUUCAAUUCAAGUCCAAAAUAAUUAAUGUUCGUCUAUUUUGAAUUUUGAUAUUUUGUAUGCGAAGUGUCCUUAA
Cydia splendana is the source of this 995-nucleotide messenger RNA. Its product is annotated as very-long-chain (3R)-3-hydroxyacyl-CoA dehydratase hpo-8-like. Gene Ontology annotation, biological process: sphingolipid biosynthetic process; fatty acid elongation; very long-chain fatty acid biosynthetic process. Gene Ontology annotation, cellular component: endoplasmic reticulum membrane. The transcript has a single exon. Bases 33 to 749 code for a protein of 238 amino acids. Lineage: Eukaryota; Metazoa; Arthropoda; Insecta; Lepidoptera; Tortricidae. The record is from RefSeq and is a predicted model, not a curated record. Gene Ontology annotation, molecular function: 3-hydroxyacyl-CoA dehydratase activity.